Messenger RNA from Prosopis cineraria, 2145 nucleotides. Its product is annotated as trehalase-like. NCBI's taxonomy places the organism in Eukaryota, Viridiplantae, Streptophyta, Magnoliopsida, Fabales, Fabaceae. Gene Ontology annotation, molecular function: alpha,alpha-trehalase activity. The transcript is spliced from 13 exons. The coding region runs from base 136 to 1920 and encodes 594 amino acids. Gene Ontology annotation, biological process: trehalose catabolic process. The record is from RefSeq and is a predicted model, not a curated record.
GGAAAUAAUAGAGUGUUGACCGAAGGACUCUAGACAACAGGAAGAGGGCAAACUGUUAGGACCCCGCAUCAAAGAGAGCGACGGUUGGUACGGCAGAAGCCAAUUGCCGGCUUCGGAGAAUUGAGACCCUUAAACAUGUCCGCUUCUCGCAUCGCAGAAUCUUCAUCUGCUUGUUCUUUGGACCCAGACCUCGGGAAACCCUCAAACCCUCUUGUCUCCUUCCUCGAACGUUUGCAGGAAACCGCUUUAAUCACUUUGGGCAAAUCUAAAUUCGAUGCAAAAACAUAUGUGGACUUGCCAUUGAAGUUCAGCUUGUCUGAGACAGAGGAGGCAUUUGAUCAACUUGCUAGGUCUGCUAACGGCUCUGUACCUGCCGAGGAGUUCAAAGGUUUUAUAGAAAGAUACUUUGAUGGUGCAGGGGACGAUGUGGUGAACUACGAACCAGAGGAUUACGUAGCAGAGCCCGAGGGAUUCUUGCCCAAAGUUGAGCAUCCAGAGUUGAGGGCAUGGGCAUUGAAGGUUCAUUCCCUUUGGAAAAACUUGAGUCGCAGAGUAUCAAGUGGGGUCAAAAGUCAUCCCCAUUUGCGUACUCUGCUUCCUUUGCCAGCUUCUUUUGUCAUUCCUGGUUCACGCUUUCGUGAGGUUUAUUACUGGGAUUCCUACUGGGUCAUCAGGGGUUUACUGGUGAGUAAAAUGUACAAGACAGCCACGGCAAUCGUGACUAAUCUUAUUUCAUUAAUAGAGGAUUAUGGGUUUGUGCUUAAUGGUGCAAGAGCCUACUACACUAACAGAAGAGGAAAUAGCGACUACAAGCUUGAUUAUGAUUUUUGCAGCCAACCUCCCCUUUUAAGUUCUAUGAUUUAUGAGAUUUACAACAGCACUGGUGAUAUAGAGUUGGUCAAAAGAUCGCUUCCUGCACUACAGAAAGAAUAUGAAUUUUGGAAUUCAGACAUGCAUAGGGUGACCAUUGUGGAUGCUCAAGGUCGCACUCACACCUUAAAUCGUUAUUAUGCAAAGUGGAAUAAACCCAGGCCAGAGUCUUCAAUAAACGACAAGGCAUUUUCUUCCAAGUUUUUGAAUGUUUCAGAAAAACAGCACUUUUACCGUGAAGUGGCUUCAACUGCUGAAUCAGGAUGGGAUUUUAGCACAAGAUGGAUGAGAGAUCCUUCAGAUUUUACCACAUUGGCGACAACAGCAGUAGUACCUGUUGAUCUAAAUGCUUUUAUACUAGGGAUGGAACUUAAUAUUGCAUUUUUAGCUGAAGUUACUGGAGAUGAUUGCACUGCUCAGCACUUCCUGCAACUUGCUGAUUCUAGAAAGAAGGCGUUCAACUCUGUUUUCUGGAACAAAAGUAAGAAACAAUGGCUUGAUUAUUGGCUCACAAGUAGUACAUGUCAGGAAGCUCAAGUAUGGAAUGCUCACCAGCAGAAUCAAAAUGUAUUUGCUUCCAAUUUUGUUCCUUUAUGGAUGGAACCAUUUUACUCAGACUCGUCGGUUGUGGGUAGCGUUGCCGAAAGCCUCAAAACCAGUGGGCUGCUUGGUGCUGCUGGAAUUGCAACCUCUUUGACGAAUUCAGGACAACAGUGGGACUUUCCAAAUGGCUGGGCCCCACUUCAACAUAUGAUAGUAGAAGGUCUGGUGAAAUCUGGGUUGAAAGAAGCAGCUUCACUGGGGCAAGAAAUUGCAAGGAGAUGGAUCGCAACCAAUUAUAUCACCUACAAGAAAUCGGGGCUCAUGCAUGAAAAAUAUAAUGUGGAGCAUUGUGGAGAGUUUGGAGGUGGGGGUGAAUAUUCAACCCAGACUGGUUUUGGGUGGUCGAACGGAGUGGUGCUUGCUUUCUUGGACGAGUUUGGAUGGCCGCGACAUCUCGAUAUUGACUGCUCAUCGAUUCCCUCUGAAAUUCACAGCACUCGCAACUGAACUUAACCAAGCGGGCUACUUGGUGAUGGGAAGUAUGCUUCAUAUAAGAUCUAAGUAUCAUGGUAAUAAAAUCCAAUUCAGGUUGACGGGGUGAACUGAACCAGUCCCUUAUCCAAUCUUAUCAAGAGUUUUGGAUGAGGUCAACCUGUUUCUAUUUUAUAUUUUCUUUCUUCCCUUUUUGAUUUUGAAACGACAUCAUUUUGAAUUAAAGAAAAGUUUGUCAUA